This is a messenger RNA of Fusarium oxysporum Fo47, 2001 nucleotides long. RefSeq lists its product as uncharacterized. NCBI's taxonomy places the organism in Eukaryota, Fungi, Ascomycota, Sordariomycetes, Hypocreales, Nectriaceae. The transcript is spliced from 5 exons. The coding region runs from base 52 to 2001 and encodes 649 amino acids. The record is from RefSeq and is a predicted model, not a curated record.
UGGCAGUCAACAUAUCGAAGUUUAGUAUUCGUCCUUCACUACACUCCAGCCAUGGCGGGCUUUUUGAUUCCUCCGUGGUACAAGACCGAGACUCCAAAGGAUCUGGAGAUGAACAUUGUCAGUCUCAUCUUCGGCUUCAGCAUGGGCGCGUCAAUGUUCACUGCUGGUAUGGCCAUCAAGCAGACGAUGCAGGCGUACCAGAGAAAAAGGCUUUUCAGCGCAUACAUCAUCAUGUGCUGGCUUGACUGGAUUGGAUGCAACUGUAUGGGAAUCAUCACUUAUUGCUGGCUACGAGGCUUCGCUCCACCAAGCUUCUGGGUCUUUUUCUUUAUCAUUGUUUUCUGGAGUAUGCAGAUCCAAUUUACCCUCCAGAUCAUCAUCAAUCGAAUAUCCCUCCUUCUCGGUAACAAAACGAACAUCAACAGAGUCAAGUGGGGGGUUGCAGUGGUUGCGAGCUUGAUCAACAUCAGCGGUUUCUGCAUCUGGGUACCGGCUCGCUUACAGAUCUCGCACCUGUACGAAGAAAUCAACAUUGUCUGGGACCGAACCGAAAAGGCUGUCUUCUUGAUCGUCGAUUUAUCGCUUAACCUCUACUUCAUAUACCUGGUUCGAUCGCGACUCAUCGCUUGCGGAUUGACGAAGUAUACUGAGCUGUUCCACUUCAACGUCAUUAUGGUUGUUAUAUCAGUGUCGUUGGAUUGCGUGCUGAUGGGAGCCACAUUUCUCCCCAGUCCUGUUGUCUAUGUCCAGUUCCAUCAACUCGUCUACCUCCUCAAACUAUACAUCGAGAUGAACGUUGCCUCUCUUCUCGGCCACAUAGUCAAGAGCUCAAGAGAGCAAGACGCUAGACCGACCGAGGGAGGUCGACAGAGGGUUCGCGAUGAAUUGGUCAGUGGUCGGAUGACUACGUUUGUCACCGCGAGUCGCACAGGUCAUGUUCGACUUGACGAUAUGUCGCGUGAUGACUCCUACCGAAGGACAUCCGACUGGGAAAAUGGGAUUAUGAAGAAGGUUGAGACCAAGGUGGUGUUUACAGAAACCCAGGACCAGGCAUCCACCUCGGACCAAGAGCGAAUGAUUACCAUGAGCAAAUCCACACGGCCUAGUACCUUUGUCGGUUUCAGUGCCUUAUCAAAUAGAGUCUUCGUUCGCCCGGGUGAGACGCUGACAGGCACUGAAACAAACCCAGAACAUCCUCGGACAAUCGUCAUCUACGGCUGGGGCGACGCACCUCCAAGACACAUAUCAAAGUUCACCGAUGUCUAUCGACAGUUGUACCCUCAUGCCAAGCAAGUCGCGGUCCUGUCGCCUAUUUACAAAGGCUUCAUCGACCAUGUGGCUCAGCGCACAGAGGCCAUGCUUCCGGUUAUACACGAGGUUUUUCCCAACAAUGCAUCAGAAGGUUCAGUCUUGUUCCACGUGAUGUCUAAUUCUGGAACUAUCAAUUACUCAGCCACCUUGAAUGCCUACAAGGAGACCUACAACCGGCCGAUGCCCCAUGCGCUGACGGUCUAUGACUCUACGCCCGGAACUCCAUAUCUUACGUGGGAUAACCUCAAGCGAUUUUCUCACGCCAUGGCUAUCGGGCUAGCAGCAAAGCUCCCCUUGCCAUUCAUCGUAACACAAGUGCUAUGCGCCUGGUUCUUCUGCAUGAUUCAUGUAUUCGACUAUCUCGCGGGAAGAGAAUCUGCGCCUAAGUUCAGCCACAGGAUCUUCACCGAUGAGCAGUGGGAAAGCAAGAAGAGCACAAGGCUAUUCUUGUAUGGAAAGGGAGACUUUCUUAUUCCGUGGCAGCAUAUUGAAGGAUAUAUGGCCGUUUCGCAGGAGGCUGGAUACCCUAGCGAGGGGCAGUUAUUUGAAAGUGGACAUGUUGGGCAUAUGAAAAAGGAUCCAGAAUCAUAUUGGGGAACUAUUCAAGAGUCUUGGGAGAGGGCUGUGGGUAGAUACUACGAGGCAAGCAAUAAGCCAAGGGAGCGAACUGUCAGACCUGGGCAAGUUUAG